Sparassis crispa is the source of this 240-nucleotide messenger RNA. RefSeq lists its product as hypothetical. Gene Ontology annotation, cellular component: fungal-type cell wall. NCBI's taxonomy places the organism in Eukaryota, Fungi, Basidiomycota, Agaricomycetes, Polyporales, Sparassidaceae. The transcript is spliced from 2 exons. The record is from RefSeq and is a predicted model, not a curated record. Gene Ontology annotation, biological process: fungal-type cell wall polysaccharide metabolic process. The coding region runs from base 1 to 240 and encodes 79 amino acids.
AUGAACCAGUUCAUGAUCACAAGCAGGGCUCAAUGGUACUACACCUGGAGCCCUAGUUCCGUGGGUUACCAAACGCUAGAGUUCGUCCCGAUGCUCUGGCGUGAAUCUCAGGUAUCCGACUGGGAACGUUCAAUCAACAACACCAUCUCGUACCAACAUGUCACCCAUGCCCUGGGAUUCAAUGAGCCCGAGCAGUCAGCUCAAUCCAAACUAUCUACAGCAGACGGAGCGUCUCUAUGA